This is a messenger RNA of Acanthosepion pharaonis, 1164 nucleotides long. Lineage: Eukaryota; Metazoa; Mollusca; Cephalopoda; Sepiida; Sepiidae. The record is from the annotation of a GenBank genome assembly.
AUGUCGUGUUUAUCAAGGCAUUUUCACUUAAUUCUUAUUUUCGGUAGUUUUUAUUUUCUCACUUGGGCACAAGAAGUGGAAAAUGAGUUCCUGUUUAAUGUUCAGGACACAAAAAUUGAAAUUGGAAAGAAUGAAUCCAUUAUCCUGAAGACAACAAAGCCUUUAUCUCAAGCUGUUCAUAUUUCUUUCAACUAUCAAAUUGGUAAAGAAAUUAAAAAACAUUUUUCUGAUAAUCUGAUUGAUGAAUUAGAAAAUGUGACAUUCUUCCCAACAAAUGGCACAUCCCAUACUACUCUGUAUGUUCAUGCUAAAUCAGCAGGCCAUCUUAUCAUUGGAGUAAACAAUGUUUCUAAUUUCCAAACAAAAAAUGCCUUUGUCCGUGUUACCAUUGAACAUAGUGCAAUUCUGAACAUCAUCACCUCUGUUAUUGGCUGGUUUUACUUUGUGGCAUGGUCUGUCUCUUUUUAUCCACAGGUCUUCCUCAAUUAUGCUCGUAAAAGUGUUAUUGGAUUGAAUUUUGAUUUUCUGGCAUAUAACAUAACUGGUUUCAUUGCGUAUAGUGUCUUCAAUGUAGGCAUGUACUGGAUUUCCAGCAUUGAGAACGAGUAUUUUAAAACUAAUCCUCGUGGUGUUAACCCUGUUCAACUAAAUGAUGUCAUCUUUGCUCUUCAUGCAACUAUUGUUACUGUUUUGAUCAUUGUUCAGACUUUUAUUUAUGAAAAAGGUGCACAGAAAAUUUCUAAUAUCUGCAAGAUCAUUUUUUCUGGCAUGUGGCUGUUUUCUUUCAUCACACUUAUUCUAGCUUUUGUACAUGUGUUGACUUGGUUCCAAUUUGUCUUCUACCUUUCCUAUGUCAAGCUUUUAGUGACUCUCAUUAAAUAUGUCCCACAGGUGCACAUGAAUUGCAAACGCAAAAGUACAGUGGGAUGGAGUAUAUGGAAUGUUCUUCUAGAUUUCCUUGGUGGGGCUCUCAGUAUAUUACAGAUGUUUUUACUUGCUUAUAACAAUGAUGAUUGGGAUUCAAUCUUUGGGGACCCAACUAAAUUUGGUUUAGGUGUUUUCUCAAUUAUGUUUGAUCUCAUAUUUAUGUUGCAACAUUAUGUGCUCUAUCGUGAGGCAAGUUAUGUUCAAUUACCUGAAACUGAAGAAAAUUUUCAGUCAUGA